AUGAGUGAUCCUAUUAAUGCUAAUCCAACAAUUAUCGAUGUGGCGGAUUUACCCACAAGAUUAAAUAAUGACAAUAACAACAACAAUGAUAAUAAUUAUCAAACAACUAAUAAAUUGAAUCUAAAAAAAAAUAAACAAAUGAUAUCACAACUUGUUUCUUUAUCAUUAUUAAACCCUGAUGAAUCACCUGAAGCAGCAGAUGAUGAAACAUCCUUAUCAUCCGAUGAAGAAAAUGAAGAUGACGAUUUUGAUCCUAUAGAUGAACAAGAAAUUUUCGAUCUUAUAGCAACAAUAUCUGAUCCUGAACAUCCAUUAACAUUAGCUCAAUUAGCCGUUGUGAAUUUAUCCGACAUCAAAAUAACUAACCCACCAAAUUGUGGUGGUGAUGGUGGUGAUGGUGGUGGUGGUGGUAUAUCGGAAGUAUUAAUUAAAAUCACCCCUACAAUUACACAUUGUUCAUUAGCAACAUUAAUUGGAUUAGGUAUACGAGUUAGAUUAGAUCGUAGUUUACCAUCAAGGUAUAGAAUUAAAAUAUUGAUUAAAGAAGGUACUCAUCAACUGGAAAAUCAAGUUAAUAAACAAUUGAAUGAUAAAGAAAGAGUUGCUGCUGCUUGUGAAAAUGAUCAAUUAUUAAAUGUAAUCCUGCAAAUGUUAAGUACAUGUAAGUAG
Molecule: messenger RNA, 669 nt
Organism: Candida albicans SC5314
Lineage: Eukaryota; Fungi; Ascomycota; Pichiomycetes; Serinales; Debaryomycetaceae
Product: iron-sulfur cluster assembly protein
Exons: 1
Coding region: 1-669 (222 amino acids)
Biological process (GO): iron-sulfur cluster assembly
Source: RefSeq, a predicted model, not a curated record